CGGAAGGCGUUUUGGACGCAGACAGAAGUCUCAGGGAGGGACGACUCCGUUGUUUUGGAGCCUGGGAAACUAAAAGACUGACGGGGAGCAGCAGCGCGAGUUUCCGCGACCCUUCCCCAUCCCAGACGUGCGGGCCGGGGGUCCGCCGCGGCUUGCCCGGAACGAAGAGGAGCCGCGGGAGGGAGGCUUGCUUUCUCCGCCGCGGACUGGGGCCUACGGUGUCUCGUUCGAGCGUCCUAGGGCCCUUGAUCUCGCUCCUCUGCCUCCGGGCAGCUUGUUUGCCCGGCCUGCUGGGAGCGAUCGGCGCUGACAGCCUUGCUCAGACUCCUCAAACCACUUUUGAGUCUUUCGGAAGAAAACUGAGGUUCACAUUUACCAAGAGAACUUGAGAAUGAGCAGCCGACGGAAACGUGCUCCCCCAGUGAGGGUAGAUGAGGAAAAGCAACAGCAGCUUUGCUGGAAUAUGCAUGAGGACAGAAGGAAUGAACCUCUCACCUUAACUGAUGACGAGCAGUCCUGCCCAGGUUUGGACCCCUCUCCUGCUCACCGCAUCAUCCUAGAUGACAGUCUAAAGGAAGAAGUGGCUCACAGAGAAAAGAGGAGGUGUUCCGAAGCCGUGAGCAUCUCAAAAUCAAUUGAUAAAGAAGAGACUGGUGGCACUUUUUCCCCUUUGUCUGUAAAGCUGAAUAUUGUAAUUUCUCCCUAUCACUUUGAUAAUUCUUGGAAAGCAUUUCUAGGAGAAUUCACUCUUCAGCUUCUUCCUGAACAGUGUUUAAUUGAAAAUUUUUCUGAAAAGAGUUUUACACUGACGAGUUCCGAGUUGAGCAGUCAGUUCCUGAUCUAUGUUCAUUCAGGAUGUGAAAAUGUAGAGAAAAAAGAAAGAGGACUCAAUGAGCCAGUCAGUAUCUGUGACAAGGGAAUUCAGGUGGAGUCGUCCUUCAGCAGUGAAAUGUUAGAAGAUUUGGGAUGGCUGCAAAAGAAGAAAAGAAUAAAACUUUACCAAAAACCAGAAGAAAAUAACAUUAUCAAGGUUGGAAUUUAUCUUUUGGAAGCUGGCCUAGCAAAACCAGAUUAUCUGAGUGAUGCAAGUUCAAGAAUGAAAAAGUUCAAUCAACUCAUGAAGAGAGUGAUGGAAAAGCUAUACAAUUUUAUUAUUCCAGAUGUGUUGGAAGAGGAUGAGGAAGGUUCCGAUAGUGAGCCAGAGGGACAGGACAUUGAUGAACUCUAUCACUUUGUGAGGCAGACACAUCAGCAAGAAACUCUGUCCAUCCAAGUGGAUGUCCAGCAUCCUGCGCUGACCCCUGUGUUGAGACCGUACCAAAGAGAGGCUGUCAACUGGAUGCUACAACAGGAGCGUUUCAAAAGCACCCCUGCUGGUGAAAAUGCCCUACACUUUCUAUGGAGAGAAAUUGUUACAUCUGAGGGUGUGAAACUCUACUACAAUCCAUACACAGGCUGCAUCAUUCGUGAGUACCCAAAUGCUGGACCACAGUUGCUUGGUGGGAUCUUAGCAGACGAGAUGGGUCUUGGAAAGACAGUGGAGGUUUUGGCUCUGAUUCUGACACAUACUCGACAAGAUGUCAAACAAGAUGCUCUCACUCUUCCUGAGGGAGAAGUGGUAAACUAUUUCAUUCCAUCACGUUAUUCUGGCGGAAAUGUAAAAAAGACAGAAACCCAGAAUAUGGAAUUUGAACCAAAAGAAAAAGUUCAGUGCCCCCCUACACGUGUGAUGAUCCUGACAGCUGUUAAAGAAAUGAAUGGAAAAAAAGGAGUUUCUAUUCUUUCCAUCUAUAAAUAUGUCAGUUCUAUAUAUAGAUAUGAUGUUCAGCGGAACAGGAGUCUUCUGAAACGGAUGCUCAAAUGUUUAAUUUUUGAAGGCCUUGUGAAACAGAUCAAAGGUCAUGGUUUUUCUGGUACUUUUACACUGGGGAAGAAUUACAAAGAAGAGGACAUACAUGAUAAAACGAGAAAGCAGGCAGUCGGGAGUCCAAGGAAAACUCAGAAAGAAUCCAGAAAAUCAGGAAACAAGGACACAGACUCUGAAUAUUUGCCAUCAAAUACCUCUGAUGAUGAUGAUGAUCCUUACUAUUAUUACUGUAAGCCCAGGAGAAACCGUAGUAAGUGGAGGAAGAAACCUGCUCUGUCCACAAAAAGGGAAAAAAGCCAGCUGAGCAUUGGUCUCAGCCCACAAGAUCACUGCCCACCUACCGGUAACUCUGAAAUUACUGAUGUUACCACGUCUGAAGGUACAUGUGUCUUUGAAGUCAGUCAAGAACAUUCAGCCAAGGACCAAGCUGAAUCUCUAAAUCCUGUUGGUGAUGACAUGCCACACUCUAAUAUCAUGGGUCCCUGUAAUUCUCCCGAUUACCGCUUUGAGUGCAUAUGUGGUGAACUUGACCAGGCAGACUGUAAGCCUCGUGUUCAGUGCCUGAAAUGCCGCUUGUGGCAACAUGCAAAAUGUGUGAAUUAUGAGGAGAAGAAUCUGAAGGUUAAACCUUUCUACUGCCCCCACUGCCUUGUUGCAAUGGAGCCAGUAUCUACGAGAGCAACUCUGAUCAUCUCCCCCAGUUCCAUCUGUCAUCAGUGGGUGGAUGAAAUCAACAGGCAUGUGAGGUCAUCAUCUCUUCGAGUCUUGGUAUAUCAAGGAGUGAAGAAAGAUGGUUUUUUACAGCCUCAUUUUUUGGCAGAACAGGAUAUAGUCAUCAUUACUUACGAUGUCCUCCGUUCAGAACUGAACUAUGUAGACAUCCCACACAGCAACAGUGAGGAUGGGCGUCGCUUAAGGAACCAGAAGCGCUACAUGGCUAUUCCCAGUCCUCUUGUAGCUGUGGAGUGGUGGAGAAUCUGCCUUGAUGAAGCUCAGAUGGUCGAAUGUCCUGCUGUAAAAGCUGCAGAAAUGGCUCAGCGCUUGAGUGGGAUUAACCGCUGGUGCAUCAGUGGCACUCCGGUACAGAGAGGAUUGGAAGAUCUUUUUGGGUUAGUGGUAUUUCUCGGUGUUGAACCUUACUGUCUCAAACACUGGUGGGUUCGACUUCUCUAUCGUCCUUAUUGCAAGAAGAAUCCUCAUUUCCUCUACAGCUUUAUUGCCAAGAUAAUGUGGAGGUCUGCAAAGAAAGAUGUGAUUGACCAAAUCCAGAUACCCCCACAGACAGAAGAAACCCACUGGCUUCACUUCUCUCCAGUGGAAAGACACUUCUAUCACCGUCAGCAUGAGGUGUGCUGCCAGGAUGCAGUGGUAAAACUCAGGAAGAUUUCCGACUGGGCUCUGAGGCUCAGCAGCCUGGACAGAAGGACCGUCACCUCCAUCCUGUAUCCGUUGCUGAGGCUCCGGCAGGCCUGCUGCCACCCACAGGCAGUUCGUGGCGAGUUCUUGCCACUCCAGAAAAGCACCAUGACAAUGGAGGAGCUGCUGACAUCCCUGCAGAAGAAGUGUGGCACUGAAUGUGAAGAGGCCCAUCGGCAGCUAGUCUGUGCCCUCAAUGGCUUAGCAGGCAUCCACAUCAUUAAAGGCGAGUAUGCUUUGGCAGCAGAACUAUACAGAGAAGUGUUGCGUUCAUCUGAGGAACACAAGGAAAAACUCAAAACGGAUUCACUGCAAAGACUUCAUGCUACCCAUAACUUGAUGGAAUUGUUGACAGCCAAGCACCCAGGGAUACCUCCUACCCUCAGAGAUGGCAGACUUGAGGAAGAGGCCAAACAACUCCGAGAGCAUUAUAUGAGCAAGUGUAACACAGAGGUUGCAGAAGCCCAGCAGGCUUUGUUGCCUGUGCAGCAGACUAUCCGUGAUCUCCAGAGAAAGAUUCAUUCUAAUUCUCCUUGGUGGCUGAAUGUGAUACACAGAGCAAUAGAAUUUGGUAUUGAAGAGGAACUUGCUCAAAGAGUGCGAAAUGAAAUAACCAGCAACUACAAGCAACAAACUGGCAAGCUCUCUAUGUCAGAGAAGUUCCAUGACUGCCGAGGACUUCAGUUCUUACUGACAACACAUAUGGAAGAGCUCAGUAAGUUCCAGAAGCAAGUGAGAGAGGCUGUAAAAAACCUGGAGGGACCUCCAUCUCGGCAUGUUAUUGAGUCUGCAACAAUCUGCCAUCUCCGACCAGUCAGACUUCCUCUCAACUGCUGUGUCUUUUGUAAGGCUGAUGAAUUGUUCACAGAGUAUGAGUCGAAACUAUUUUCUCACACAGUCAAAGGCCAGACUGCAAUAUUUGAGGAGAUGAUAGAAGAUGAAGAGGGACUGGUGGAUGACCGAAUAACUACCACCAAUCGUGGUCUAUGGGCAAUAAGUGAGACAGAGCGAUCUAUGAAAGCUCUACUGUCAUUUGCAAAAUCACAUAGAUUUGAUGUGGAAUUCAUUGAUGAGGGAAGUUAUUCAAUGGAUCUCUUUGAAGCUUGGAAGAAGGAAUAUAAGUUGCUUCAUGAAUAUUGGAUGGCUCUGAGGAAUCGUGUGUCUGCUGUUGAUGAACUUGCAAUGGCUACAGAACGACUAAGGGUCCGUGAUCCUCGGGAGCCAAAGCCCAGCCCGCCAGUUCUUCACAUCAUUGAACCACAUGAGGUAGAACAGAAUCGUAUAAAACUGCUAAAUGAUAAAGCUGUUGCUACGUCCCAGCUGCAGAAAAAGCUUGGGCAGCUUCUUUACCUAACUAACUUGGAAAAGUCUCAGGACAAAACAUCAGGAGGUAUUAAUCCAGAACCUUGUCCAAUCUGUGCUCGGCAACUGGGAAAACAGUGGGCAGUCCUGACCUGUGGGCACUGUUUCUGUAACGAGUGCAUUUCAAUUAUUAUCGAACAGUACAGCGUGGGGUCUCAGAGGAGCUCCAUUAAGUGUGCUAUCUGCCGCCAGACCACGUCUCACAAGGAAAUCUCCUAUGUCUUCACCUCAGAGAAAGCCAGCCAGGAAGAAGACAUCCCUGUGAAGGGCAGCCAUUCUACAAAAGUGGAAGCUGUGGUCAGAACUCUGAUGAGAAUCCAGCUUAGAGACCCAGGGGCUAAGGCACUUGUUUUCUCAACGUGGCAAGAUGUAUUAGACAUUAUUUCAAAAGCUCUCACUGACAACAACAUGGAAUUUGCACAGAUCAGUCGUGUUAAGACAUUUCAGGAGAACCUGUCAGCAUUUAAGUAUGAUCCCCAAAUCAAUAUUUUGCUGCUGCCCCUGCACACAGGUUCUAAUGGAUUAACUAUCAUUGAAGCAACGCAUGUUCUCUUGGUGGAGCCCAUAUUGAACCCUGCCCAUGAGCUUCAGGCCAUCGGAAGGGUGCACCGGAUUGGACAAACAAAACCAACUAUUGUACACAGAUUCUUAAUAAAAGCGACAAUAGAAGAAAGAAUGCAAGCAAUGCUGAAAACUGCUGAAAGGAGUCACACGAACCCUUCCGCAAAGCAUUCCGAAGCCUCCGUCUUGACCGUGGCUGACCUGGCAGACCUAUUUACCAAAGACACCGAAGACCUUGAAUGAAGUACAUGUGAUUCAGUCCAGACUUUAGUGUAUUUUAAAUUUUUCAUAGUUUAUAGAAUAAAGUUAUAAGUAAAACAA
Messenger RNA from Dama dama (fallow deer), 5527 nucleotides. RefSeq names its product SNF2 histone linker PHD RING helicase (gene SHPRH). Bases 392 to 5449 code for a protein of 1685 amino acids. Gene Ontology annotation, molecular function: DNA binding; ATP binding; ubiquitin protein ligase activity. The transcript is spliced from 30 exons. Gene Ontology annotation, cellular component: nucleus; nucleosome. NCBI's taxonomy places the organism in Eukaryota, Metazoa, Chordata, Mammalia, Artiodactyla, Cervidae. Gene Ontology annotation, biological process: nucleosome assembly; protein polyubiquitination; DNA damage response. The record is from RefSeq and is a predicted model, not a curated record.